UUCGCCGGUAUUCAGUCAUUCUCACAAAGGCGCGCGGCGCUGGUGGAGCCUUGUCGGUGCCACUGCUACUCGCCCUGUAGUUUAACAAACUCACACAUAACCAAGAUGGCGGACUCCGACUCGUGGGACGCUGAGAACUUCGAGCCAACUGAAUCGGCAACGGCAAAAAAGCCAGUGGCGUUGCUGGACAAAUGGGAAGGCGAGGACGAGGAUGAAGACGUGAAGGACAACUGGGAUGAUGAGGAGGAGGAGGGAGGAGAACCGAAGGCAGCGCAGGAGAAGACAGAAACAAAAGUUUCGGAAAAGAAAAAAUUAAAUGAAAAGAUCAAAGAAAAGGAAAGGAAACAACAGGAAGAGCUGAGGAAAAGGUGUAUUGAUUUAAAGGCCAGCCAGGAGGCCCAGGAGCUGACCGCGGAGGAGCAGGCCGCCGAAAGGCUCCGGCAGAAGAAGGCCCAGGAGGAAGCAGACAUGGAGCUCGCCAGAGAGGCUUUCGGUGUGGAAUCUAAUGCCAUUCAAAACAGUGUUUCUGGAAUCGACGCCCUUAAUCCCUCGUCUAGGGAAGACUUUGUCGAGUUCGAGAAGCUUCUGAGGGAAAAAAUCACACAGUACGACAAGUCCAUUCAUUAUUCUACCUUCUUGGAAUCCCUGUUUCGUGAACUCUGUAUUUCAUUGGAACUGGAGGACCUGAAGAAGGUCAGCACUAGCCUGACAGUUCUACUUAAUGAAAAACAGAAACAGGAGAAGCAACUGGCCAAGGGGAAGAAGAAGAAGAAGACCAAUCUCAAUCUGGCGGGCGGAGGCCUGAAGGCGAAGAAGAAGGACGAUCUGGACGAUUACGGCGGGUUUGGCGCUGGCUACGAACAGGACUACGAGGAUUUCAUGUGACCACGGCUUGAACUCCCAACGCUCGCGUCUGAUUCCUCCACCCCAAAACAAACAAACAAACAAACAAACACUCGACUUGACCAGCGCAUCCCUCGUGCAAGCCCAUGCCACCAGGCAAAGCUGGCUGCUGAACAAACAUGUCAUCCCUGCGCUCUGCCCUUGCCGUGUGUGAGGGCAACAUCAAAGGGAGCUGCUUACACCACUUGUCUUUUGGUCAAUAGAAAGAGAAUGAGAGAGAAAAAAUAUACAUAUAUUAUUAUAUAUUGAAUUGCCUUGUACUUUUCCUUUUCUUUUUUCUUUUUUGUGAAUUGGCCAGCCUUCUAAAAAGAAGAGCUUUAUGAAGUAAGUCCUGUGCUUCAAGUGUCCUCAUCAGUGGCUGUGCUUAACCUACACAUUUUUGCCUGAUUUUUUUUUUUUUUUUUUUUUUUUUUCUCCCCCAAAAAAGAAAUGAAAGUACAAUUUCAGAAAUAGAAUCAUGUUUUCUUGUCAACUGAAGAGAGAAAAAAGAAAAGAAAAUGUCUGACAAAAGUAUUGCUCUUUCAUAAUUGCAGUUCCAUAGAAACUAAUUUGAUGUUCUAUGCAAGAAAUUUCCGAAUGUUUAUAUUACUACGUGGAGUAUUUUGCUUACCUGGCGAAUUGUUGUUUUUUUUCUACUGGGAGGUGUGUAGCAUCUAGAACUACAAUUGCCAAACACAGAUCUGAUGCACAUGUCCUCGAUUUCAGAGAGUGGCUUUUAAGUUCCUAGUUCUUUCCAGGGCUUUUAAAACACACUACACAGAGGCCAGGGCCUGGAGUGAUGGAAUAAAUUAAACAAAAUAAUAACAAGUCAUUAGUCAUGAAGAGAUGCACAUUGAAACGAUGCGCAUGCAUUUCACGAAAUGCAGCUUUGCCCCUUUUGCAGCCAUCGCCGUUCUCUUUAUGGAGUAGUCCUUGCAAGCAAGCAGUGGCUAAAAACAUUCUUUUAAAAAAUGGAAGUUGGAGAAGAGGGGAAAAAAGCUCAAUAAAUCUAGUUUCAGAUUAACCUGGAUUUUUUGAUUUUUUUUUUUGUGCAUUUUUAAAAGAGAUAAAAAAUGUAAAAAAGAAAAAAAAGAGAGGGGGUAGCUUUAAGGCACUCGUGCAGCAUGGAGGGCAAUUGGAGGCGAUGUAACAGGAGUGGAGGCUCUAGAAAGUUCUUUCAUGACUGAUCUCUUGACUCGGCUUCGGCAGGCUUGUAUCAAGUGUCUGGUGAAGCAGUUUUGGCUGGACAGAUGUAGCCAAUGGGGUUCUCAGCCUUACUGUGGAACAGUUUAGGCUUCCUCCCACCUCUUCUCACUAUUGAAAACCAUUUGCCUCCACAACUUUGGUCUGAUUUGACAUGGACAACAGAGAUCGCCUGCAAUGUUUUUUUUAAGUAUCUAAUUUAAUAAACUCAUCAGCCAAGUUCUUGGUGGUGUGAUGGAAUAAUUAAAUAAUUAAACAUGGCUGUUUGAAUCA
This is a messenger RNA of Alosa alosa (allis shad), 2358 nucleotides long. It is a transcript of the gene eif3jb, whose product is annotated as eukaryotic translation initiation factor 3, subunit Jb. NCBI's taxonomy places the organism in Eukaryota, Metazoa, Chordata, Actinopteri, Clupeiformes, Clupeidae. Gene Ontology annotation, cellular component: cytoplasm; eukaryotic translation initiation factor 3 complex. The coding region runs from base 106 to 885 and encodes 259 amino acids. The record is from RefSeq and is a predicted model, not a curated record. The transcript is spliced from 9 exons. Gene Ontology annotation, molecular function: translation initiation factor activity.